CUGCAACACUACCCGCUAUCAUAUCCAAUCGCCAUUAUUGUCAACCCGCCCAAGACUCCAAGAGGCUGGCAAUCGAUUAUUCGAUAGAUCGUUCAUCCCUGAACCCAGUGCCCACAGCCCUGUACAAACCAAUCACAGCCCUGCAAACAGCCCCUGUCCAUCUCAGCUCCAGACCAUCAAGCCCGUUGUUGGGUUCGCGGUCUGGGGCGGCCCACCCGAAGCUAGAGAACGGCUGCACCUCCACCUCCCCAUCCACAUCCACCUCCAAGUUCGAGGAGGCGUCAGUAGCUUCUCCUUCUCUACUCCACUCCACUCCUCGACAUAUCUUCAAUCAUGCCGUUUAUAUUUUCAAUAAUAAUCGCUGCAUCUGCAUGCUCGACCCCACUGCAAUGACCGGUCCCGAUACCGUGCUGGAUGGGGUCGUGGGGUUACUGAGGCGGGAGCUUGGCCUGAACGCAUCAGAUCCUCGAGUCGGCUCCGCGCGCGACAAUUCCACUGCGACGAACGUCAAGAAGCUAGUCGAGCCAACCAACUCCGCUUCCUUCGCGGCGCUGUUCUCGACGCUCGUCCCGGUCCUGGUGUAUGCGGCGAUAUGUCUGUCCUUGUUCAUUGUGGGGAGGAAGUUCUUCCCCAGGGUGUAUUAUCCCCGGACGUUUCUGAGCAGUCUUGCGCCGCAUGAACGCUCGAAAGCUCUACCGGAUGGAUGGUUCAAUUGGAUAAUCCCGUUUUGGAAGACGCCUGAUAUUGAGAUUCUGAAUCAUGCCUCGCUGGAUGGGUUCUUGUUUCUGCGGUAUAUCAAGAUGCUUACUGUUAUUUGCAUAGUGGGAUGCUGUGUUACUUGGCCGGUUCUGUUCCCGAUUCAUGUUUAUGGUGGGGGAGGGACUAAGGAGUUGGAUAUGUUGACGUUUGGAAAUGUGAAACAUACGAGUUGGUUGUGGGCACAUGCUAUGGUUGGUUGGGUGUAUUUUGGAUUUAUUCUAUACCUGGUCGCUAGAGAAUCAGUCUACUUUAUCAACCUCCGACAAGCAUACCUUCUCUCACCCCACUACGCCAAUCGCCUCUCUUCCCGAACCGUCCUCUUCACAUGCGUUCCGAACCAAGUUCUCGACGAGAAGAAACUCCGUCGCAUCUUUGGCGAAAGCGUGAAGAAUAUCUGGAUCCCAAGAGACACAGAUGAUCUCGACGAUCUCGUCAAGGAGAGAGAACAGACGGCUGAUCGACUGGAAAGAGCCGAGAUUGAACUCAUCAAGAAAGCAACAGCCGCAUACAAAAAAGCCGUCAAGAAUGGCCAUCCAAAUAUCGAAGUUUUGUCACAGACACCAUCACCUAGAGGAUCAGGCGAGAAGACCGAACCGAAAACAGUGGAUAUCUCGGUCCGGAGCAGAUCUCCCACCUCUUCAAACCAACCUCAGUCCCCCGACGCAAUCACCAGCCCAACAUCCACCUCGUCUUUCCCCACCAACUCAGCACCUUUCACCUACUCCCCUCCACCCGACAUCAACGGCUCCUUCGCCGCACAAUGGAUCCCCGCCAGCCAGCGGCCCUCCCACCGACCCAUCGCCAACUACGGCCGCCGAGUCGACACCAUAAAAUGGACGCGCAACCAACUCAAGAAAUUAGCUCCGGAAAUCAACAAGCUGAGAAGGGAAUACAGGAAGGGGAAACCGCGACCGAUUCCAGCUGCGUUUGUGGAGUUCCAGACGCAGAGCGAUGCCCAGAUUGCGUAUCAGACGCUGGCGCACCAUAGGGCGAAUCAUAUGCAGGCGGAGAUUGUGGGGAUUGUGCCAGAGGAGAUUGUGUGGGAUAGUAUGUAUUUCCCGUGGUGGCAGAGGAUUAUUAGGAGGUUUGUGAUACAGGGGUUUGUAGUUGCGAUGGUUAUCUUUUGGGCCAUUCCAGCUGCUAUUGUUGGCAUGGUAUCCAAUAUCAAGGAUAUCACUGAAAAAUUAACUUUCCUAGCAUGGAUUAAUGACCUGCCAAAAGUCGUACUUGGUCUUAUUCAAGGACUUCUCCCCGCUGUAGCUCUCUCAAUGCUCAUGGCCAUUGUUCCAAUGAUAAUGAGAGCCUGCGCUCGUCAAGCCGGCGUAGCAACCCAAUCCCGAAUCGAACUCUUCGUCCAGAACUCCUACUUCCUCUUCCAAGUCCUACAAGUCUUCCUCGUCACAACACUCACCUCGACCGUCGCCUCAGCCUUCACAGAUCUAAUCAAGAACCCAAUGGGAGUCCGCAAACUGCUCUCCACGGCUUUACCAAAAGCGAGUAAUUUCUACAUCAGCUAUUUCAUCCUGCAGGGUCUGGCAAUGAGUGCGACUAGGAUCGUGCAUCUGGGUGGAUUGAUUAGACAUCAGUUGUUGCGGUGGGCGGGGGGACGACCGAGGAUUAUAGCGAGGAGGUAUCAUCGUUUGAGGAAGAUUCAUUGGGGGAGUGUGUUUCCGAUGUUUACUAAUAUGGGGGUAAUUGCAAUAACAUACUCCCUCAUCGCCCCCCUAAUCCUCGGCGUCGCCACCCUCUGUCUCUCCCUCGUCUACCUAACCUACAAAUACAACCUCCUCUACCUCUACUCCUCCUCCCCGGACUCAAGAGGAAUAUUCUACCCGCGAGCUCUCAAACAAACUCUCACAGGCGUCUACCUCGCCGAAAUCUGCAUGGUCGGACUCUUCGGUCUAAAAGGCGCAUAUGGACCUCUGGUUGUGACAUUCGGACUAGUCAUCUUCACCACGCUCGUGCACGUAAGUUUGAACGCGGCGUUAAGCCCUUUGUUGUUCAAUCUACCCCGGACGCUGGCGGUGGAAGAGGAGUUGAGGAGGAUGGGGAAUCCGCCUUUCUUAGCGGAAGUGUUCAGUGAUAUGAAUGAUCCCAUGCACGACGGUGACGAGGAAGCAAAACUCGAAGACGCAGAUACACAUCACCACCCUGCCGAUACAGGAUACGACUCGGAUUUCGACCCUUCGCAACCAAACUCGUCCCCCUCCCACGGCGACCAAACCUCCCGCUCCCUCCCAGGCGCACCAGAAGGCACCUCCCGCAUCAUCACCCUCUCCCACCGCACCCUCCGCUCCCACCUCUCAAAAGCAUACCACUCCUCCCCGCUCCCCUCCCUAAUUUCCCAUCUCGACUUCUGGACUUACUGGAUCACACCUCCACCCACGACUAAACCAAACUUCCUCCUCGCCUUCCUCCACCCGGAAAUCUUCGCCGAUUAUCAUAUCCUCCGCAGUCAGAUCCCAGAGGAUGUCGCCUCGACGGGGGAGGAGAUCCAGGAUGCGUAUACGGCGGAGGUGUUGAAGGAUGCGUAUUCUCCGCCGGCGAUGCGGAAGAGGACCCCCAGGAUUUGGAUCCCGAGGGAUGGGGUGGGGUUGGGGGGUGGUGGUGGGGUGAGUGGGCAGGAGGUUAGGCAUUGUAAUGGUGAUGGUGGGGGAGGGGUAGGAGGAGGAGGAGGGAGUGGGAGUGGGAGUGGAGUCGAGUGUAGAGAGGAGGAGGCGUGGUUGGAUGAGAGGACGGGGCAGGUUAGGUGUGAGUUGGAGGGGGGUGUGGUGGAGGAGUGGUGUUUGGAGAGGGGGGAGAGGGUGAGGUUUUGAUUUUUGGUUUUGGUUUUGCGUGAGUGGGCUGUAAAUACUUGUUGUUGUUGUUGUGAAGAGAAGUGCUGAAGAGAGAGUAGGGGGAGGGCAAGCGAAGGUAUGAAGGGAGAGAUGUCACAUAUAGGAGGGAGAAGACACGAUAUCAUGACAUGACAUGACAUGAUCCAAAGUACGUACGUACGAGAUAGUUGAGUAAUAAGCGAAACUGAGCGAUUUUAGCGAGCGGUUUAGUUUCGGCGACUUGAUUUGAUUUGAUUUGUUCUGAUUUUGAUUUGAUUUCAAUCCAGCCUAGUUCUGCUUGGCCUGGAGGCGUUGGAAUAAGCGAGAUUUACAUUUACCUUCUGCAAUCUACCUACUUGUGUACAUAGUAUAAUAGGAGAUGAGAUGAGAUGAGAUGAGAUGAUAUCCCAGGGUAGGUAGCAAUUACAAUACAGCACUGAUUGCAAUACACCACGG
Molecule: messenger RNA, 4031 nt
Organism: Cadophora gregata
Lineage: Eukaryota; Fungi; Ascomycota; Leotiomycetes; Helotiales; Ploettnerulaceae
Exons: 7
Coding region: 372-3575 (1067 amino acids)
Cellular component (GO): plasma membrane
Molecular function (GO): calcium-activated cation channel activity
Source: RefSeq, a predicted model, not a curated record